CUAACAAGUAUCAAAAACUUAGCAAGCAAUCACGUUACACACUUCCUUUCAUCGAAAUAAAUUCAAUUGUUCUGUUAAAUAAACAUAAAAUGCCGCGGCACAAAACUCUAGUGAGCAUUGGUCAUCGCAUUAUGAAGCGAUUCCAUCAGUUGGAUCUGCGGGUCGACAAGGAGUUCGUCAUCUACAUGGUUCAUCUGCUGGCGAGAGAUCGGCGCAAAGGUCUCCUUAAGUGCGACCUCAAUAAGCCCACCGCCUGUGCCAUUGAGUCAUUCGUAAAUACAAUCGUGGAUAGCUAUGUGAAUUCGAAAGAUUGCACUAUGGCCAACAUGAAGAUGGCUUGGGUGAUGAAGAAGGGAGUAACCAUAGACCUGGAAUACGUCAAGAAGCAGUACGAGGAAAAGUUCCAAACGGAACUGCAGCUGCUCAUCAAGGAUAUCCUUCAGUAUCCAGAGACUUGCAGUAAAUUGCAGCUGGACCAGCUCUUCGCAAAGAUGCAGGUCUUCAUAGUCGUCUGCUACAAUCUGGGCUCACCCAAGAACCAUGUACUGCUUAAGCUGACUGCCCAGGCUCUCAAAAGCGUCAUCGGCCGAAGUGACCUGCAGAAUUAUGUGCUGAAGAAGAAGUACCAUCGGCUAGAGUAUCUUCAACGCUUGUCGGCCACCGUGGGCGGCAUUGUCAUCUAUAACAACGAUGGCCCAGAUGGAGAUCGAGAGAAUGUAAGAAGUGUGGUUGAUGAUCUGGAAAUGGCCCAGAAGAACACGGAAGCCGCCUUUGCAGACAGCAUGGGGCGGGCGGUCAAGAUGCAGUCCACUUGCCAGGCGGCCCUUGAUGAGCUCAUUAAUAUAGAUCAUAAGGACGAGACCUUGACCUACCGAGUGCCCCUCGAGCACCUAGAUCGGCUGAACCAGUUUUCGGUGACCUACUUCAUGCUACACCGCUGUCUGACGACUUUGAACGAACAUUACCAAAAGACAGUGUACCUAAUUGAAGUGGAGCAAAAGCGAUAUCAAUGUGUGAUUUGCAAGAUAGACGAUACGCUAUCCAUGCGCACCGCCAUUGAUUCAGAGCUCAUCUUUCCGCACUUUGUGUACCUCUCUCAGGUGUGGGGCAAUCUGAACAACUUCCUGAACCACAUUGUUGAAUUAAACAAGCUGAGAGAGCAGGUGGAGGCAUUGGUGGUCGACGACUUGAUGAUCUUGACAAAGGCUACAAUUGCCGAGCUGCAGGCGCUUCAUAAGCGGAUAAAGAAGUCUAAGGUCUGCACCUUUGAGGAGCGCAUGGAUGCCGUGAAGGAGCUGCAGACCGAUGGCAACUUUUGCAAGCUCAAUAAGGCAGAUAUAAAAGAGUUUUGCUCUCUAGCCAUGACCAUUACCAACGGCCUGCUUAUGCCGGCCCAGGUGACCAGAAAACUGUGUUCCAACGUGGACAUAACAUUUGGUUUCCGGGACCCAAGAUACGCUCGAUUCGCGGAGCUACGAUUUGAGCCUUUCAUAGCUGCCUUUAGAAAAGUGGUUUUCAACAAUGCCAACCUAGCCCUGCUGUUCAAACUGGACGAUGCGCUGAUUGAGCAGGAACUGCAGAAUGUGAUAGUUGAGCCACCGAAGCAGACAGAUUUUCAGGGUCAAACAGAAAUGGUCGUCACCAACGAUCUAUCGCCAGCCAACUGGAUAAACGUAACAUGGAAUGCGUGGGAUUAUCACCGGGAAACAAUCCACUUGGCCAAUAUACGUAAGCAGCAGACCAACGACUCUCAGACCAAUAUUAGUUACGGAAGGCGCAAUGCACAGAAUCAAACCUACAACUGUCGGCAACAUAAGUAAUUGAGCACAAAACAUAUACUCACCGGUUUUGGAUUUGCUUAAGUCGAAAAACCCUAGCACACGAUUCACGAUAAAGUAUAUAAAGUGGUCCUGCCACACCAGGGA
This is a messenger RNA of Drosophila yakuba, 1925 nucleotides long. RefSeq names its product cilia- and flagella-associated protein 206. The transcript is spliced from 3 exons. Gene Ontology annotation, biological process: regulation of cilium beat frequency. Gene Ontology annotation, cellular component: axoneme; ciliary basal body. The record is from RefSeq and is a predicted model, not a curated record. NCBI's taxonomy places the organism in Eukaryota, Metazoa, Arthropoda, Insecta, Diptera, Drosophilidae. Bases 90 to 1820 code for a protein of 576 amino acids.